AAGCGAAAAUUUUUAUUAUUGACUGUUUACAUAUGACCUAAUGAUCCACUUUGAUUGCAGAUUUAAUUUGGAUCCUGAUUUAGAGUAGGUGUUUUGUCAUCAAUAAGUAACAAUAUAUUUUGAAUUGUUAGUAAAAUAGUUUGUUGGUAUAGAAUAUUAAACUGAAAACAGAGAAGGUGUUAACAUGUUUGGAGAAGGGAAAAGAAGGUAAGACAAAGAUACGGCGGCUUGAGUCAAGUAUAAAUGAAGGACAAUGACCUAAUUGCGUGCAGAACGAUCAGUGCUUCCUACCUAAACGAUCUCCAAGUCAAGUUUAAAUACAAAAAAAAAAUCUACGUUUUUCUACGCAAGCUAAAGAUUCCUUCCUUAGGAAGGCUUCAAGGAUUUAAGUUUAAUUUUCAUCUACUUCAUCUCUAAAAAUGAAGGCUUACAGUUGGAUUCCUUGGUUACUGGUGGUAGUCGCAUGUUUAUCAUCAUCAGAAGCAAGAUAUAAAAUGAGACGACCUUUAUUACCAAUUCCACCGCCUCCACCACUACCACAAAUGAUUAAAAAAUCAUGGCCAAUUACUCAUCGAGUAUCUAUGGGAAACACUAUUCACAUAAACAAUAAUUUUCCGCAUAAGAGACCAGUUUAUAUCAAACCAAAUAAUUUCAGAAUGCGAAGGCCACUACCAAAUCAGUUGAAUACUCUAUCAGCAAACUGGAAGAAUCAAAUUUCAAUGAGUCCGAUGUCAAGUUUUCCCCUUCUUCCACAGCGAGCACCGCCGCAAGAGUUCAAAGUUAUGAAAGUAGAUCCACAAUAUAGUCCUGAAUAUAAACCCGAACCUCUAUCUUUCCCAUCGACUCACAGAGGAGGAAUUGACGAUGAUAAGGGACCAAUUCAUACGAUACCUGCACCUAAUUUGAGCAUUGCUGAUAAGCCCUACAAUCCUGCAGAACAUAGUAGAGGCAACAACAAUCAGAAUGAUUAUAGAAGAUAUCCUGUAGAUUCUGAUUAUACUCCUAAUGACCAAGCAACUCAUGAAUCUCAACAAUCAGUAACAAAUCCGACACCAACUCAAAGUUCAUAUCAAGUCACAGAAGCUAAUAAUGAGGGCGGAAUAAGAGAUUAUCCAACAGUUACACCAACUUACUUCCCAUCGGAAUUUGAAUCUUCUCGAGUUCCUUCUGGUCCUCAUACUGAUUUGCAGUCUAACGAAGUCUACAUAAACCAUCCAUCUGUUUCCAGAUCUGGAGUAGUUGGCACGAAUAUUCAAUUUGCACAACCAAACGUGCCUAUGCAAACCAAUUUACACAGUUCACUUCAUGUUGGAUUCCCGGCUAGCGCAGCUCAAGCUCCGAUUUUAAACUCACAGAUUUCAGAGCUUCAACAAAAUUCUGAUCUUCACGUGGGCCAUCCAGCAAUGUCCGGUCCACCUAUACCAGGGUCACAAUUUUAUGAUUUAUUUAACAAUUUUCCUAAAUCAUUCGCGGGGUAUUCAACAGGUCACCAACCUCAAUUACAACAACACAUUCUUCAACAACAGUUGGGACAGCUUUUUCAGCCGGAAGCCAACCCGACAACUUUCUCCCAACCUCAAAUGCACUCAUUUAAUUACGACGAACAAUCUAAUAAACAACAGCAACAACAAAUUCUUGUUGAACAAGACUAUGCUUCUGGAAGAGUAACAGCUGAUUAUAAUCUACAACCUGAACAACCUGAAGAUGUUCAAAAUUUUGCAGUUAAGCCAAAUAAUGAUUUCCGAUAUCAAAUAGAAUCAGUUGAACAGCCAGAAAAUAAUAUUGAAUAUGAAGCUGCAUCUGAAAAUACAGAACAAGUGAAUCCAAAUAACUACUUUGAUAAUGUUGAAAGUGAAGGAUCAAUUCCAAACCAGUUUUAUACAACUCUUCCAAAUCGGGAAACUGCUGAGAAAUUAGCAGCUUUAGCUGCAGCUGGCAGUGUUAAUAGUCAUUUAAUUCAACAAUUACAAAAGAAACAACAAGAAAGGGAACAACAACAGUUACAACAACAACAACAACAAGAAUAUGAAGAUGAAAGUCAACAGAAUGAUGAGCCAGUACCUAAUAAUCAUAAAGGAAAUUACCAAGUGAAUGAGCAAAUCGAUGAUGUACCUAAUCAAGCUCAAGAUCAUUACAGACAAAGACAACAAUUGAGAAAUGGAGCGCAAAAAAGAUAUCGACAGCAUUAUCGACAACAACAGAUUAAACAAGAACAGGAAGUAAUUGAUAAACAUUAUGAAAGGGAUAUGUUACAACAAAAAAAGCAAGAACAAGAAGAUAAGAGUGAAGAAGACAAAAGACCAUUAAGAAUUAUGGUUCCUGAAGUUCAAGAAAAGCCACAGUCUUUACAAACUUCCUUGAGUUCUAACAAUGAUUAUGAUUAUGAUACUAGUGAGAGUGAUACUUCCGAUGCAAAAUCGUCUAAACCUAAUGAAGAAAAUUAUGAAAAUAUAAGCUCUGAUUUUGGCUCACGUAUUAAGAAUAGAUCUAGAAAAUAGA
This is a messenger RNA of Chelonus insularis, 2499 nucleotides long. RefSeq names its product alpha-protein kinase 1-like. The transcript is spliced from 5 exons. Bases 420 to 2498 code for a protein of 692 amino acids. Lineage: Eukaryota; Metazoa; Arthropoda; Insecta; Hymenoptera; Braconidae. The record is from RefSeq and is a predicted model, not a curated record.